Messenger RNA from Owenia fusiformis, 877 nucleotides. The record is from the annotation of a GenBank genome assembly. NCBI's taxonomy places the organism in Eukaryota, Metazoa, Annelida, Polychaeta, Sabellida, Oweniidae.
AGUUUGUAUGCGAUGAGGGCUACGUCAUCAAGGGAUCUCAAGUGAUGAAAUGUUUAAAGAAACUAAAGUGGAAAUUUGAUAUGCCAUCUUGUAAAGCUAUAACGUGCCCUGAUCUGGUGCUUCCUGACAACCUGGUUAUUGUAAAAGGUUCAACCACAACAAACAUAUAUGGCAAUACUAUAGUAUUUGCAUGUGAUGAUGAUAUGUAUAAACUAGUUGGAGAAUCAACAAUGACAUGUACAGGGAAUGGUCCAAAGGGAAUCUGGAGUUCACAGUUACCUUCUUGCAAAGAAAAGGCAUGCCUUGGAGAUUAUAACUGUUCGAUACAUGGUGAGUGUGUGGGAGGACAGUGUGAGUGUGAUCAAGGAUGGCUAGGAAGACAAUGUACUGAGCCAGACUGCAGCCAACAAAAUAACUGUUAUGAUCAUGGUGCAUGCAUCAAGCCAAAUGUCUGCAAGUGUAGAGCUGGGUGGUCGGGAGAAUCAUGUGAGAUCAACCAAUGUCUCAAGAAUCAUCACACAUGUCAGACAUGUGUAGAGGAUUAUGCCUGUGGGUGGUCAGGUGGACCAAAUCCAGAAUGCUUCCCAGGUGACCCAACCCAACCUGACACCACACUUGUGGCUGGGCCAUGGUUUUAUUGGAACUGUGUAACAAUUGAGAAAAGUACAGGCUGUUCUCCAGAAAUAAAGGCUGCCCCCUGCUCAGAACGAUGUGACAACACAAAGGAUACCUAUAAAGGAAUGUUUUGCCAACAAUGCAGGGACUUUGAGAAAUGUUUCAACAUGGACACAAACUUUGCAAGUUUAACCAUCAAUAUUUCUAUUACAUAUUCUGAACACAUUAAUUUUGACAAACGAUGAAAUAAUCAUAAAUUAAG